UAAAAGUCCAGAUACAGAAGUGAACAUAAAUAUACGAGUACAUACCUACAUACAUACAUAUAUACAUAUGUAGUCAAGUAGCACCAAGUAAAGAAGCCAUUGAAGUGUUGGUACAUAAGUAACAUACAUACUCGUAAAUAAAAUUUAAUAAGAAAAAUUGCAAAAAGCGACUUAAAAAAUUAUAUUUAGAGGUAAUAAAAACGUCAUACUCUUAAUAUGAGGAUAAGCGUGAAAAGUGUGUCAGGUUUGCUGGUGCUGCUGAUCUUGGCUCUCAUCUGCCACCUUACGGAAGUUGAUGCUGCUCCUUAUCAAGAGUUACCACCACGUCCUGGACAUAUACCGGUGUAUAUUCGCGAAGGUAAUCAGCCGCUAAGCGAGAUUCAUCCAGGCUUGGCUGAGGCAUUUCAUGAACUAGAACAACUUGAUCAAAAAGCAGCGGUGACCAACUCAGAAACAAGCAAUAUCGUUAAGGAUCAAGCGGAUGGGAUCAAAGAUCAAAAGGACACCAGUGCAUUAAUUAAUGCUUUACGGCUCCCAGAGAGUGAUAUAGCUUCGCUGGAUGAGGUAAUAAAUGCCGAAGAUAAAGCAGAAGAUGAAGAAUAGAAAGUUGAU
Messenger RNA from Rhagoletis zephyria (snowberry fruit fly), 612 nucleotides. RefSeq lists its product as uncharacterized. The record is from RefSeq and is a predicted model, not a curated record. Lineage: Eukaryota; Metazoa; Arthropoda; Insecta; Diptera; Tephritidae.